AUGCGCACUGUUCUCAUAGUCUGUGGCAUUCUUCAGCUUUGGAUUGCUCUUAAACUGAGUUGCAACGAAGCUGUUAUGUUUAAGAUGACAAACGCUGUUUGCGAAAGCUAUAACGAGUCGUGGGUUGUUAUUCACAAAUGCAGAGUUCGAGCCAUCAGCCGAAAUAAGACAACAUUCAAUUUUAAUGGAACUUUCUUACACCCAGCCUAUAAAAUUCAUUAUCGCGCCGAACUGUUCCAAAAGGCCAAUGGCUAUAAGCCUUGGCUGGUAAAUGCCACCGUCGAUGUCUGCCGCUUUCUUAAGCGGCCAUUUCAUCCGUUUGCCAUACUGCUGGGUAAACUCUUUCUUGAAUUCUCCAAUUUUAACCAUACCUGUCCCUACAAUGGAACACAAAUUAUUGAUGGGUUUUACCUGAAAUGGACGGCCCUGCCGCAUACAUUACCAACUGGAGAAUAUCUAUUGGGCAUGACUUGGAUAUUAGAUGGGAGACCAACGUUCAUAACAAACGUUUACUUCAUCUUUACAGAGGACUUAACGGCGAAUCAUUGA
Molecule: messenger RNA, 549 nt
Organism: Drosophila navojoa
Lineage: Eukaryota; Metazoa; Arthropoda; Insecta; Diptera; Drosophilidae
Source: RefSeq, a predicted model, not a curated record